AUGCGGGCAAGACGAGAGGUCCCGAAGGAAAAAGUAAACGACAGGAUGUUGUGUGAAGGCACCGGGAUCGCUCGUGGUUCGCCUCGACCGACCUUCGCCGCCGUCGCCCAGCAAAAAGUGUGUGAGCCUCGCGCGCUCAACUAUGUGGAAGUACCAGAUCGAGUACUUACACGGUCCUGCGCCUGCGCUGCUGAGCCUCCCGUGCGACAUGCCCUUACUCUUAUUUCACAUGCACUGAUACCUCAACGUUGA
Pieris macdunnoughi is the source of this 252-nucleotide messenger RNA. NCBI's taxonomy places the organism in Eukaryota, Metazoa, Arthropoda, Insecta, Lepidoptera, Pieridae. The record is from the annotation of a GenBank genome assembly.